AUGAAGUUCGUGCUAUACAUGCUCUACUUUCUCAAGAUUAAUCUACUUCAGAUCAUAGUACACGGCCAGAGAAGCCACUCGAUUACACUACAACACAUAGACAGCUCGAUUUUCGAGGCUACAAGAUGUACUCCAGAAACAGAGGAAUUUGCUGACAGAGCGUUUGUAGUCAAUAUCACCGAUAUUCCAGUGAUAUGA
Molecule: messenger RNA, 198 nt
Organism: Scheffersomyces stipitis CBS 6054
Lineage: Eukaryota; Fungi; Ascomycota; Pichiomycetes; Serinales; Debaryomycetaceae
Exons: 1
Coding region: 1-198 (65 amino acids)
Source: RefSeq, a predicted model, not a curated record